AUGGCACCCAUGUCUGCUAAGGGCCUAGCUCUAUUCUACGCAUCCAAGAUCCAAGGCAAAGUGAUUCUCACCACAGUUGUUUCGCCAUCUGGCCUAGGUGCCGCCUUCCUCAAAGCCAUCGCAGGCUUACAACCAGCGCUCCUCAUCCUGGCUGGCCGCAACAUCGCCAAAGUCGAGGAAACCGCCAGUCAACUGGCCGCUGAGAAUCCAACGCUCUCGAUCAAAACCCGUAUUCUCCAACUCGACCUUUCGUCGUUAGAAGCGGUCCGAACAGCUGCAAACACAGUCAACGGAUGGUCCGAUAUCCCGCAAAUCGACGUUCUUGUCAACAACGCGGGGAUCAUGGCUGUAGCCUACGCGCUGUCUCCCGAGGGGUACGAGAGUCAACUUGCCACGAAUUAUCUAGGACCGUUUCUUUUCACGAACCUCAUCAUGGGCAGAUUGAUGACUUCAGUGGUACCUCGAGUGGUAACGGUAAGUAGCGAUGGUCAUAGGCUUUGUCCAUUCCGUUUCGGGGACUACAAUUUCCAUUCCAAAACGGCAAACACGCUCAUGGCCAUCUCGCUAGCAGAGAAACUGGGCUCGAAGCAUAAUCUCCUGUCUUUUAGUCUUCACCCCGGAGUUAUUGGGACUGGUCUGGGCGAUAACAUUGAUUGGAACGUGGAGUAUCUUGCCUUGCAAAAAGUUAACCGCUUCUUGGGCAACGCAGAGGGUUGGAAGUUAACCUUCGAUUUCGUCUCGCACGAUGAGGGCUCCGCUACCCACGUAGUUGCUGCAUUUGACACCACCAUCGCAGGACAAAAUGGCGGUUAUUUGGACAAGGGUCAAAUAGUUGCUGAAGACUCGGACCACGUCAAACCUUGGGCCACCAGUCGUGUUGAGGCUGAGAAUUUGUGGAAACUGAGCGAACAACUUGUGGGACAGACCUUUUCUUACUAA
This is a messenger RNA of Dothidotthia symphoricarpi CBS 119687, 939 nucleotides long. RefSeq names its product retinol dehydrogenase 13. The record is from RefSeq and is a predicted model, not a curated record. The transcript has 4 exons. NCBI's taxonomy places the organism in Eukaryota, Fungi, Ascomycota, Dothideomycetes, Pleosporales, Dothidotthiaceae. Bases 1 to 939 code for a protein of 312 amino acids.